Molecule: messenger RNA, 4046 nt
Organism: Saccostrea cuccullata (small rock oyster)
Lineage: Eukaryota; Metazoa; Mollusca; Bivalvia; Ostreida; Ostreidae
Product: lipase maturation factor 2-like
Exons: 16
Coding region: 123-2060 (645 amino acids)
Biological process (GO): protein maturation
Cellular component (GO): endoplasmic reticulum membrane
Source: RefSeq, a predicted model, not a curated record
AUUUCUUGGUUCAAAGAUACUUGAGCUCUGUGUUUAUAGUGGGACUACAGUUGCUCGGAAUAAUAUCCGGUAGUGUGUUCCAGGGCACUUGCUGAUGCUGCUUUCCUAAGGGUUUUAUUAACAUGACAAGCAUCAAGGAAACCAGAGAUUUUUUUCUUUGGUGCAUUGCAGUCAUUUAUUUGAUUGCAUUUUCAUCACUUUAUAUUCAGAUACCAGGUUUAUUUGGUGACAAUGGUAUUUUGCCAGCCAAGUUGACUUUAAAUUCAAAAGAGAUUUCGUCCUGGGAGGAGCUUCUGGAGGGCCAGCCCACCUUACUGAGACUGAUGCCGAGGCUUGGGCUGGAUACGGAGACCGGGAUGGACCUGCUGUGUCUGUGUGGGAUCCUGAUCUCCUUCUGUUGUGUCGUCUUCUCCACCACCCGUGACAUGAUCUCCUUCACCCUGCUAUGGAUGAUUUAUCUCUCUCUGUAUCAAGUGGGCCAGACAUUCCUUUGGUUUCAGUGGGACAUUCUGUUGCUGGAGACGGGAUUUCUCGCCGUUCUCCUGGCCCCGUUUAACAUGCAGUUUUUCUCCUCCCACCACCAACACGACAGAAUCACUCUGUGGUUGGUCAGGUGGCUCCUCUUCAGAUUGAUGUUUGCCUCGGGGGUGGUCAAACUGACCAGUGGGUGUCCCACCUGGUGGGGACUUACAGCUCUCACAGUGCAUUUUGAAUCUCAGUGUAUCCCCACUCCCUUUGCCUGGUUCUUUCACCACCUGCCUGUGUGGUUCCUCAAGCUGAGCUGUGUGGUUACCUAUGUGAUAGAGAUUGCUAUACCUCUGUUGUUCUUCUCCCCAGUCAAGUCCAUGAGGAUGUUCGCUUUUUAUUCACAGAUUCUUUUACAGAUACUGAUUAUUGCCACAGGGAAUUACAAUUUCUUUAACCUUCUGACUAUGGCUCUGUGUGUAUCACUGGUAGAGGACGAUUUCUUCAAGAGAAGUAAAGUAAAGAAGAAGAAGUCAGGAAUGCAGAGCCUUUUCAACUGUGUGUUUUCAUUUGUCAUAUACAGCUAUUUUAUAUACCAAACAGUGAAGCAGUUUUCUCUCCAAGCUUCUUUUAAUCCUACCUUUGAAAUUAAGUCCAAAAUAGCUUUCUCCAAAGCAGAUUUUUUCCAGUGGUUAGAGUUUAUUGUUCCUUGGACUAUUGUUAUUGGGGCUAUCUCCUUAGGAUAUCAAAUUCUUAUCUCCCUUGUCAGUUGCCUUAUAGAAGAGAAAGGAUUAAUAUGGAAGGUCUGGAGUUUGAUCCAGUGUACAAUAAUAGCAAUCGCUGCAGCAGCCAUGUUUUCUAUCAGUUUGAUACCCUAUACUGUGAUUGACCAAGGUUCUACCAAACAUAUUCCUAAACCAAUAUUCAGAUUGAAUGAGAAAUUAGAUUCUUUCCAGCUUACCAGUUCUUAUGGACUGUUUAGAGUAAUGACCGGAGUAGGAGGUCGUCCAGAGGUCAUUAUCGAGGGCAGUAACAGUGUGGACUCGGGCUGGAAGGAGUAUGAGUUUUACUAUAAACCAGGAAACAUAUCUAGAGCUCCUCCUAUCGUAGCCCCUCACCAGCCUCGUCUGGACUGGCAGAUGUGGUUUGCCGCCCUGGGCAGCUAUCAACACAACACCUGGUUUGUUCACCUCAUCUACAAACUUCUGAUCGGGCAGCAGGAGGUUCUAGAUCUGGUACAACACAAUCCUUUCCCCCAGAAGCCCCCCAAGUUUAUCAGGGCUAAGCUGUACCACUAUCACUUUACAGGACAGACACCCAAAGAUAAAGGGUACUCAAAGAAAAACUGGUGGGUUCGAGAGGAGAAGAGUGAAUAUUUCCCAGCGUUGGAAAAAGAUAAUACUUCGCUGAUAGAUUACCUCAAGAGAAGUGGAAUGUUAAAGAGUACAAAGAAGGACAAGAAGACUUUGACUUGGAUUGGAUAUUGUGUCCAGUACAUCCGACGGCUGAUUGGUCAACCCGAGGGCUUCUCCUUUGUUAUAACUGUCACAGGAACAGCGGUGAUGGCUAACGUCUUCAGUCUUAUUCUGUUCUGAGAGAUUUAACAUCAAAGACAUGUUGGACUUUUUAAAUGUGUAUCUGAAUCAUUUCUUAUCACAGAGUGAAUGUUGAUGUAUGAGAUUGCAAGAGUGUUCUAUCUGCAUGGUAUCUCCAUUAAUUCAGAUGAAGUGUGGUGUGUAUGACAUUUGUAGGGUGAAUUUUUUUUUGUACAUCUGUUUAUAGAAUUUCACUUCUUCCUACUUUCUUUUGAAAGAAAAAUUCAUUUUAUAUUUGUGAAUGAAGAUUUAUUGAAAGGUUAUACAUGUAACUCAUAAUCAAAAUAUUGCAGAAUGAAUCAGUAAUGUAUUACACUUGUCUAUGUGUCUGUAUGAAUCAGAAUAUGGUGCUAAUGAAGUGUAAUGGUUUAGACCUUGGGUAGCAGCUGGGAUAGCUCACUGAGCACCUGACUGGUAAUGAUGGGGGGCUGGGUUGGAUUACCUGUCCAGUCAUAUAUUUUCUCCUUUUCUUUUACAGUAGUAACACAUCAGCCAAAUGUCAUAUGAUAUAAAUUUCAUUUUAGCAAAGUGAAAAUUUCAAUUCCUUAGCAUUAUGAAUCUGUACAUUUAAAGUUUAAAUAGGUGCAGGGUAUAGAUUCAUAUUUAUUUAGUUUUCCUAAUUGUAGACAAAAGGAUUCUUUUGAAAAUCAUGUUAAAAUCUUACUAUUGCAUUUGCAUUUCAAAAGUUCAAAAAGGAUUGAUAUGAUUUGAGAUUUUUCAAUUUUACUGGAUUCAGCAUUACUUGUGAUAUGAAAUGUAUCUUUUUGUGUGUAUUUCUCCUUUUCUGUAUGUGAUUCUUGCCUUCAUUAUGAAAUGCUUACUGUAAAGCAAUUCUUCUUAAUCUUGUUUUAAUGUACAUAAAAUGAAGUAAUCUCAUUUAGAGCAUUAUAUUUAUGUUACAACUGGCUUGAAAUUUUAUGUUUUUGUUAUGUUAAGUUCAUGUGCCAUACAUGUGUACUGUGCCUGUAGUGUUGUUUUUUAUCCUUCUCCUUUUCUUUAUUGUUGUAUGCAUGAAGUCCCAUCUUUAUUUAAUACUAGAAAUCUUUUGCUCCAGGUUGCAGCUUUAUAAAAUUUGGUUCUUUAAAAAGUCGUAUUUUCAUGAUCUUAGUUCUCAUCAUCUGAGAUACAGACAACAUAGGAAGGAGAACUUUAUCUUUACAUGCCUGUCUUUUGGAAUUGUGAUACACCACAAAUUGUGCUCUCUCUAUCCACAAAUACAUUUUCAGUCAUGAAUAUCAAUCUGCCUUUAUUGAAAUCCACAGAUGGAGCGAGUUACUGAUUAUCAUGUUCCCAAAGAUACCAUGUAAAUAUUUCUUGAAAAGGGCUGUUCAGAUCUUAUAUAUGGGCAUUAUCUUAUUGUCACCUGAGCUGAUGUUUGGAUGCUAGGGUGCCUUUCUUUUACAGUUUUCAACAUUUUAUUAAAACUUCCUGUAAUUGUAAUUUGGAACUUCGAACAAAUAAAUGAAUAAUUUUUAGAAUUUGUUUGUUUACCUAAAUACCAGUGAUUUUCUGUAUCAUGAUAUAUAUAUCACACAAUUAAAAAAUCAUGAUACACUGGUAUACCAAUAAAAUUAUACAUCCUUAAUAAAGUAUUAAAUAUAUCAGAGAUUAUCAAUGAAAAUUGUUGUGUCUAUCCUAGGGUUGGGUGGGGCCAAUUAUUUACCAGUAUUUAAACUGAACUCUUUGCUUUUCUCCAAAUGUGCUCAGGUGAGCAAAAAGGCUCUUUUUUUAAUUACUUUUUCAUGUAAAUGGAUAUUUUUUAUCUUUAGAACAUACAACAUGGAUAUUUUUUAUCUUUAGAACAUACAACAUAAUCAUUUUUUCAACAAACGCAUCAUAAAGGACAGAUGAUUUAAUGUACAGUAAGGUGGAUAUAUGCUUGUACAUCAUGUAUGCUCUUUGCUGGUCGAAUGGACUAGAUAUUGUUUUCUCUUGUUAAUGCUUUUUUUCCCUCCAGUACAAGAAAUAAAUUAAUGAAGAAUUGAA